Messenger RNA from Huiozyma naganishii CBS 8797, 1326 nucleotides. RefSeq names its product Uip5p (gene UIP5). NCBI's taxonomy places the organism in Eukaryota, Fungi, Ascomycota, Saccharomycetes, Saccharomycetales, Saccharomycetaceae. The transcript has a single exon. Bases 1 to 1326 code for a protein of 441 amino acids. Gene Ontology annotation, cellular component: endoplasmic reticulum membrane; COPII-coated ER to Golgi transport vesicle; endoplasmic reticulum-Golgi intermediate compartment. Gene Ontology annotation, biological process: endoplasmic reticulum to Golgi vesicle-mediated transport; endoplasmic reticulum organization; Golgi organization. Gene Ontology annotation, molecular function: D-mannose binding. The record is from RefSeq and is a predicted model, not a curated record.
AUGGAGGGUGUUCGGUGGAGGAGGGUGUUUGUGGCCGUGGGGAUUGGUCUGCUGUUUGUUCUGUGCCACCAGCGAGCGGGCGGCGAGCGCGGUCACAGGGUCGUUGCUGGUCGUGCUGAUCCGGCUUCCGUUGUGGCCUUUGACGCGACGGUGGGUGGCCCUGCUCGACGGUCGCGGAUCGUGAGGGUGCCCAACGGCGACGCGUCGCUUGCCGUGCCCCUCUUGGACAAGAUGAACCGGUUCUGGCACGCUGCAGGUACCGCAGAGAUCCGCAAUUUCGAUUCCGUCCGACUCACCUCGGCGAAGAAACCGAACACGUACGGGACGUUGCUCUCGAACGGGAUCGGGGACAACGAGAUCAACGACUUUGAGGUCGAGUUCGAGUUUCGGAUCGACCAGAGGGCGGGGGACACCCAUGUUGGGCUCAGCGGCGACGGUGUCAGUUUCGUCGUCACCUCUGAGAACAAGUUCAUGCUGAGAGACUUGACGUCCUCGUUCGCUAUGCGGCAAUACGUGAUCAAUUCAGGCGGGAUCAUGGCCGGGGAUCAUGGGCUGAUGGGGUUCCCUCGAAACCUGCCCUGUCUCGCCGUCGUCGUGGACACUUACGCGAACGUGCAGGGGUCCACUGUCCCCUUCGCGGACGUGUACGUGAACCGUGUACCAGAGAGGCACUGGUACGAUUUGGAGAGUGAUGGAGCUCGGUCCACUGGGGAGAAGCUGAACGACCACAAAAUCCCACUACCGCCUAGGAUCGCUCAUGGACAGAGGGCAGCGUUGCGGAUCAUAUACAUGGAGUCGAUCUCGUUUUUGAAGAUCGACCUGCGGGUCCCCGAAACGGGGGACUACUGGGUAGAAUUGUUCCAAGCGUACCUUACUGGUGUGAUCCCGAAGAACGCAGAUACGGGGCAGCGGUUCAUCGGGAUGGGAUCUUUGACGGGGGAACUGUCGGAGACCGUCGAACUGUUCAGCAUAAAAACGAACGAGUUUCACUGGGAAACGCUGGAUGAAACUAUGGAGAGUUCUGUUGAUUACUACAGGGAGGCACAUUUGUUCCUUCAAAAGGAGUUUGGCCAGCGGGUCGCCCUGGAGAGCGAUGAGUUCACCCGGUGGAAGAUGAUCAAGUCGCAGCCACACUACAACCUGCAACAGGAGCAAUUGCAACAACAGCAGACUCACCGCUUGUGGUUGUGGGUGCCCCUCUCAGCGUGCAUGCUCACUGUAUUUUACUUGAUCUCGGUGUACAUCCGAGUGAGCCAGAAACACCUCCAGCGAUUGCGACUCCGGGGCCGCACCAGACGUGUUGCCUCGACGUUGCUGCCGAUCUGA